AUAUAUAUUUGUGAAUAAGUCGUAUUAUUAAAACUAAAGUGAGCGCGCGCUCGCUUCUCCUGUGUCAUGUGACCAACGCGGAAGUGUUUGACCGACAUGUCCAGACUUUGUCCCGCCGGUGUGGAAAUAUGACGGAAUUGUUGCUGAAGAUUAAAACCAGCAUCGGUGCGAAAAAGACGACCCCGUUAUGUCAGAGUGACGUACAGCGAUGGGGUUUAAGAGGGAUACAUCUGAGGGCCUACCAGCUGGAUGGCGUCCAGUGGUUGACACAGUGUGUGCAGAACCAGCAGGGAUGCAUCCUUGCAGAUGAGAUGGGCUUGGGGAAAACCUGUCAGACGAUCUCUCUGCUGUUGUAUGUGACUGCAGCUCUUGGUGCCAAAGAUCCAUUUUUGGUCCUGAGCCCACUCUCCGUCAUGGAAAACUGGAGGAAUGAGUUGGAACGUUUCGCCCCGUCUCUUAGUGUCCUGUGUUACAAGGGAGACAAAGACAGACGAGCGGAGAUCCAGGGGGAGGUGGACAUGCAGGACGUCCACGUUCUGCUCACCACAUACGAGCUCUGCCUCAAAGACGCUUCUUUCCUGAGACGGUGGAAGUGGAAGGUGCUGGUCGUAGACGAGGCUCACCGACUCAAGAACCAGAACUCUCUCUUGCACAAAACCCUGAUGCAGUUCUCAGUGGACUUUAGGGUCCUGCUGACGGGAACUCCCAUCCAGAACAACCUGCUGGAACUCUACUCUCUGCUGAGCUUCAUCCAGCCCGCAAUCUUCUCAGCAGAAGACGCAGACAACUUUGUUCACUCUUACUCGGACAUACGGAGUCGACCUACACUCGCGGCCGAGCUCCAGAGCCUCCUGGAGCCCUUCUUGCUUCGUCGGAUCAAGUCGGAGGUGGCGGUGGAUCUGCCCAAGAAGAGCGAGCUGGUGGUUUACCAUGGCAUGUCGGCACUGCAGAAGAAAUACUACAAAGCCCUCCUGAUGAAGGAUGUUGAGGCUUUUGGGAACGAGCAGAGCAACAAGACUCGUCUGCUCAACAUCUUAAUGCAGCUGAGGAAGUGCGUGGAUCACCCAUAUCUUUUUGACGGAGUGGAGCCAGAGCCGUUUGAGAUGGGGGAGCAUCUGAUCGAAGCCAGCGGGAAGCUUUGCCUCCUGGAUGGGAUGUUGGCUUACCUGCAAGCAGGCGGCCAUCGUGUUCUGCUGUUCUCCCAGAUGACCAGGAUGCUGGACAUUCUCCAGGACUACAUGGAGUACAGAGGUUUCAGCUACGAGCGCCUGGACGGCUCGGUCCGAGGCGAAGAACGCAAUCUGGCGGUGAAGAACUUCAGCAACAACGACGUCUUUGUCUUUCUGCUCAGCACCAAAGCAGGGGGGGUCGGCAUGAACCUCACCGCUGCUGACACCGUCAUUUUCAUGGACAGCGACUUCAACCCUCAAAACGACCUGCAGGCCGCCGCGCGCUGCCACCGCAUUGGUCAGCACAGGCCGGUGAAGGUGAUCCGCCUCCUGGCGAGAGACACGGUGGAGGAGAUCAUGUACUCUCGCGCCGUCUCCAAGCUGCACCUCACCAACACGGUGAUGGAAGAGGGGCGCUUCUCUUUGCUGGACCGAGCUCAGACGGCAGCUGCGGGACUGCAACUCAGUGAGAUCUUAAAGUUUGGUGUUGAUAAUCUGCUAUCGUCGGAUGAGAGCUCGGUACAGGAUGUGAAACUGGAGAAGAUCCUCGGCACGUCUGAAGGUGGUCACUGGAUGGUUGACGACAACGAAGAGGAAAAUUCCCUGCAAGAAGAGGAAGACAGCGGCUCUGAAUCUGACAGGCAGAACCACAUGUACUGCUUUGAGGGUAAAGACUACAGCAAGGACCCCAGCUCAGAGGACCAGAAGAGCUUUGAACGUCUGCUGGAGGAGCAGCUUGGCGAGCUGCAGAAAUGUGUGGGAGACGGACGAAGCCUACGGAACAAAGCCGAUGUGUCACCGGCAGCAGCGCUAGGCUUCCCCACAAGGAAGAGGAGGCCUCUCACGGAGGCGGAGCUGGAGCAGAGGCGGCAGAAGCGGCAGGAGGCGGCGGCCAAGCGAGCCAAGUAUCAGGAGGACCUCAAGAAGAAGCAGGAGGAGCAGAAAUACCAGAAAAAAAUGGCUUGGUGGGAGUCAUGCGGCUACAAAUCACCAUGUCUGAAGCCUGCUGACGGGGAGGAAGACGAGGAUGAAGAAGAGGAGGAUGACAGCAGCAGUGUGAGCUCCACGGACUCGGACAGCGGCGCCAUCCACUACGUCUUGGGAGACGUGACGCAUCCUCACGGUGCACAUGGGGACGCCAUCAUCGUCCACUGUGUCGAUGAUUCUGGCUGGUGGGGGAAGGGGGGCUUGUUCACCGCUCUGGAGGUGCGGUCGGAUGAACCCCGGCGGUACUACGAGAAGGCUGGAAAGAUGAAAGACUUGGACCUGGGAAGCGUCCUGUUCUUUCCCAUCAAUGACAAACAGUCCCGGCUGGACGGGAGUGAUCACCUGGCCCUCAUCGUUGCACAGCAGCGGGACAAAGCCAACAAAUUGUCCGGCAUCUUUCUCACCGCGCUUGACGAAGGUCUCAAGAAGAUCCACACUGCCGCCAAACGGAAUAAAGCGAGCGUGCACCUUCCACGUAUCGGCCACUCCACCAAGGGCUUCAACUGGUACGGCACGGAGCGUCUGAUCAGGAAACAUCUGGCUUCCAGAGGCAUCCCCACCUUCAUAUACUAUCACAGUCGCAGCGCCGGUAAAGAAAACACCACUGCCCCCACAGCCUCUGCGUCCUCCCCUAAAGCUGAGGCGCACGGCUCGGCUGCGCCGACGGCAGGACCCUCGAACCCCUUGAGCCCUCCUCUGCUGCCCAACUUCAUGAGGGGGGUCCAUGUGUUUUUUUACAACCUGCCUGCAACGGAGAGGAAGAUGCUUGCUCGCUACCUCAUCACAUAUGAUGGAGACGAAGAGGAGGUGAUGAGUGGCGAGGUCACACACAUCGUCGCCGAGGUGGAGAAUAACAUCCACUCUCAGGAGCUACAGGACAUGAUGCGUCGCUACAACCAGGCAGUGGCGGUGCGCAAACCCUGGCUGGAGGCCUGCUUCUCCAAACAACGACUCGUCAACACAGCCCACUUCACACACACACUCCUGUAAUGUGUUUAUGUGUGUUUUAGAUCAGUAUGAGAUCAAUAGAUGCAACUAUUAUUCAUAAAUGGUGUGCUCUUUGCAGAGUUUUAUGGAGGCAAUGUUUUUGGGCAUGGCCGUAUCAAUGAUGAUUUGGUUAUUUUUAGGGUUGUCAAAGUUAAUGACGCGUUCACGGAAGUUUCCUUUAAGGGUGGUUAUUUUUUUUGUGCACUCGUUCUGUCUGACCCUCGGCCUCCACCGUAGUUUGGUUGAAGCACGGUAACUAUGUAGCCACAAGCUGGAACAAAUACUGAUUAGAAAUUGAGAAAGAAAAGAGUAUUUAGAUUGCUAAAGUUAGCUUCAAAGCCCUGGCAGAUGGCUCUUGUAGUGAGAUUAAUUGUGAGUUAACUGCAGACAGAUGUGAUUAAUCACGAUCAAAUAUUUUUAAUCGAUUGACAGCGCUAAUAAAAAUAUAUAUUUUUUAUCUGCGAUUAAAUGUGAUUAAUUCCAAGUUAACUGUGGACAAAAUGCGAUUACUUAUGAUCAAAUAUCGAUUGACAGCCCAAGUUAUUUUUCAAGUUAUCAGUCAUAACUUUUUCCCGCGAGGGCCACAUGCUGAAAAAUGAAAGUUAUGCCAGGCCACUUUGAUAUUUUGCUAAGAAGUUACAGUAUAUACAGAGUGAUUAGUACUAUUGUGCUAUGGUGCUGGAGCCUAUCCCAGCUGUCUUCGGGGCGAGAGGCGGGGUGCACCCUGGACUGGUGGCCAGCCAAUCACAGGGCACAUAUAGACAAACAACCAUUCACACUCACAUUCAUACCUAUGGACAAUUUGGAGUCACCAAUUAACCUAGCAUGUUUUUGGAAUGUGGGAGGAAACCGGAGUACCCGGAGAAAACUCACACAUGCACGGGGAGAACAUGCAAACUCCACACAGAGAUGGCCGAGGGUGGAAUUCAACCCUGGUCUCCUAGCUGUGAGGUCUGCGCGCUCGACCACUUGACCGCCGUGCCGCCCAAUAUUUUAUUUCUGAAGUAUAAUUCUUACAAGAAGCUACACCUAAGUCACUCACAUUGCCGAUAAACUACAUGAAGGAUGUACAGUACAUAAAACAACAAUAAUAGCAUCCAAGGUUGAAAUGAAACUCCUCCUACGGUGGUUCUGUUGCACACCGGAAGGGGCGUUGCAAGGGAGGGAGAGACAGGCUCAUGUCAAC
Messenger RNA from Doryrhamphus excisus (bluestripe pipefish), 4329 nucleotides. The record is from RefSeq and is a predicted model, not a curated record. NCBI's taxonomy places the organism in Eukaryota, Metazoa, Chordata, Actinopteri, Syngnathiformes, Syngnathidae.